AUGUCUAAUUCAUAGAGUGUAUAAAAUAGCUUUGAAGAAUUUGAAGAAGCUGACUAUUUCGAUAUUGAACAUUAUUAAUACAUUUCUUAAUUGAUUAAAAUGGAAGAAGAUUUUGAAAAAGAAUAAUUGGUAUUUUAUUAAUUUAAUAAUUUUUAGUUCAUAAAUAGAUUAGAAUUAAAAUUAAAGUUAAUCAUUCCUUUUUUAUUAGAAUUUAUAUUAAAUAAAGAUAAUUUAAGAUAAUGCAUAUCAAAUCUAUCAAAAAUAAUAAAAAAUAAGUAGUUAAAUGAUUAAUACGUCAAAGUCAUUAGCAAUAUUAAAACAUAAUAUCACCGUUUAACUUUGAAAUAAAGUAAGGAAGAAGUAGCCUAAAUUCUUUUGUGGUUAUUAUUUGAAAUAGAGAAUACUUGA
Molecule: messenger RNA, 408 nt
Organism: Paramecium sonneborni
Lineage: Eukaryota; Ciliophora; Oligohymenophorea; Peniculida; Parameciidae
Source: the annotation of a GenBank genome assembly